AUGUCGCGAGUGCUUAUGAGCUCAGGUGAUGGAAAACUCGUUUCCAGUCAGUUCCUCUACAGUCAGUUGGCACCCAACAUUUACAUAGAACAUCGCACUGGCUUUCAUACCGAACCAGUCGGCCAAUUCGAGCGGUUUCGCAGUAGCGAGAAAGAGGCUGCCAUUGGCGCAACUGCUGAGUUGAGAAUUUUGGACCAUACCGAUGGUAACUUUGUGAUCAUUUCAAUGUUAUUUUUGUGCAUAAACGUCAGCAGCAGACGCGUUUAG
This is a messenger RNA of Protopolystoma xenopodis, 267 nucleotides long. Lineage: Eukaryota; Metazoa; Platyhelminthes; Monogenea; Polystomatidea; Polystomatidae. The record is from the annotation of a GenBank genome assembly.